GUCUGUUCGGUUUUCGUUUUCGUUCGCGUGUUUCGUGUUUUCGUUAUAACUGCUCCUAUUAUCGGUCUGCGUUGUGUUUUGACAGGUGUUUCGGCAGCGAGUGGUCGCAUACACGGUCGCACGUGACACUUUCUCGAUUGUGCCGAUUAGUGAUGCCUAGAUCCGAUUGAUGAUGAUUUGUGAUCGGCCGGUUUUUGUGUGCGGAGGGUAGCUCCAGCUGCGAAGCAGCCUCAGUUACCGCAGUGAAUAUCCAACAGCUUAACCUCUUAGCCGGUUAGCGAAAUUAAUAUCGCAGGAAAAUUAAUUACGGUGAAUGUGGAUGGUCGUUUUGUGUAAUGCAAUACACGCCAAAAAUACUGUGCUUGGUCUUUCUGAAUGGCAUCUGUACAACAGUCCGUGGUAAAAAGUAACAAUCACGAGAAAAUGUGCUGACCAAAAUGUAAUGAUAAAUGAUUGAUGGAAUUUUUUGCCUCCGUUGUCUGUGCAGAGUGAGUGCCCAUUAGAUUCGGUGUAAGCAACCCAAGUGGUGUCCGGCUUUGUGAAUGCAAAAUAAUUGUUGAAGUCAGCGGUUUAACCUCAUCGCAGUUCGAGUGGCGCGGCAGUGUAGUGCUUCCAAGUUCCAAGCAAGUUUCUCGGGCGAAUUAUCGAGUGUACCGCCUCUUAAGAAAGUGAUGGAAACCGAUGGUUUCGAAAUAAUGUGAAAAUUACUUGCAAGUGUUUGGGUUGUGAAAAGAAAGUGGAAAGAGGUAGCGAAAAUUACUGAGCUUCUGAGAACGAAAAAAGUUGUGGCUUGAAAAAAGUCCCGAAAGUCGCCAAGUCACGGCACAGUGAUUCAAGUUCAAAACCAGCAGGGUGCUGCUACCUCAACGGGAAAAUGGUUUGCUAACAUUGCUAAUUAGCUAAUUGGUAGUUACGGAAGCGUGAAACGUCCGUUGAACCGAAUCUGUGCCUGUGAUCACGCAAACAGGAGAUUAUCAGUCCGGGCAAAUCAGUGAGACAAAUCGUCGGUACAGGGCAGUUGACGGCCACCACGCAGAGAACGGUCGAUAGUCACGAACACGUGUAACCACCACGUCUCGCAUCAGCAUAUCAGAAGGUAGCGGUAUCGAAAGCGCGCAUUCCCGUUGACAAUUCAGCCGUGGUGAACUUCAAAUCAUGCCGCAUCCGCUGACACCGCAGUCACCGACGCCGACGCUGCUCAGCAGCAGCCGAAGCUGCAGCUUGCAUCUGGUGGAGUAUGACUACGAUGAACCGAAGCCGGCUAAGAAAAUUCUUGCCAAAGCCAUCUACGACAACAUUGCCGAGAGCACCGAUGAGCUGGCCUUCCGCAAGGGAGACAUCCUGACGGUGAUCGAAACGGACACAAGCGAUCUCAAAGGGUGGUGGCUCUGUCAGCUGCGGGGACGACAGGGUAUCUGUCCGGGCAAUCGGCUCAAAAUCAUCCAGCCGCACGAUUCCGGCUGUUUUACGCUAUCACCGGCUUCCUCGCCGUGUCCCUCGAUCGGACCGGGAACGAACCUGAGCAGCCCCGUUCCGAGUGACAUCUAUGAGAACACAUCGACCACAUCGUCGAUGUCCUACAGUGGCAGCGGCGUUGGCGUCGUUCCCGGUGGUGUUCCUGGCGGCAACGGCGGCGCCAAGCAGCAGGGCAAACGCAGAUCCUGGCACAUCAAUCCAAACAAGGUUUUGACGCCCCAAAGAUGCGGAGACGUGUAUCUGUAUGAUCUACUACCGACUCCGACACGUGGCGGCAGCCCCUACCAGCAGCAUUCCGCAUCAGCAGACGCUUUAGACACGUACGACAUCCCAAAGCCAGCGGUUCCGGUAAACUACGACUCUCCACGAGCGUGGGCACGAACACCGCCACAUUAUAGCCAUCAUCCACAUCAGCUUCAUCAUCUGCCACAUUCCCCGCACACGCCAAACCUCCAAAACUAUCCGGGGCAUCUGCAUUUCAGCUAUAGAAUGGAAGAAUCCUACGACGUUCCAAGGCCGGUGAACAACCUGCUUUCCCAGCAGAAUCUUACCCCCAGCAGUUCGAACUCUUCCUUGCUCACAUCGGACAGCCUUAGCCUGUCCUCUUCAAACCGUUCCUCCCUUGCAAUCAUGCCCGAUUAUGAUGUUCCCCGAAGAAAUCCAGUAUCUAUCCGAUCUACCCCUCCACCGCCGCAGCAGUCACAGCAGCAACCUCCUACGCCCCACUCACAAAGCAGUGGCAUCUUCAGCAGCAGCCAUUCGAUGUCCAUGACAUCGUUCUCCUCCAGCACUAGUACUUACGACGUUCCUCAGACGCCAAUUCACCAGCAACAGCAGCAGCAGCACCACCAACAGCAUCCAUUGCAGAACGUUCCAGUUAUACUGCCAUCCAAAGAGCUUCCAUUGGAGCUUUCUUCCGCCCUGGAGACCCUUGCCAGGUUACAAAAUGAAGCGACUUCCGCUGUUUCAAGAAUUCUUGGCUUCGUUUCGCCCAACUGGAGGACCAAGGAAAAAUUAGAUCCGAUUCUGAUGGAUCUCAAGUUAGCCGCUGUGCGGCUUCGAACUGCCCUGCACGACUUGGCCGAGUUUGGCGAUGGUGCAUUGGGCAACGCAACCAAAGCAGAAGAUAAAGGUUUGGCUCAAAAGCUGAGGCCACUGGUGAAGGCACUUCGCGAUGCCGACAAGCUGGUGCACGAAGCGUCCCAAAACCUGGACAACCAAGGCUGGACCCUGGUGACGCUGCAACGACCCGAAGCAACGCAGAAACUGCAACAGCAGCUACCUCCGGACAGUCUGGAUCAGUUGAUUGCUUGCGCCCAAACACUGACCGAGGACGUCCGACAGACGGCUUCCUUUAUACAGGGUAACGGAACGUUACUUUUCAAGCGAACAAAUGCCACGUCCACUGCCACCACACCUCAAACACCCACCGGACACAAAGCUCCGACCGCUAACAGCAAUGGAGCUGAGUGGCCCGAAGAUUACGACUACGUUAGUCUAGAGUCGAAGGAGGCUUCAGCUAAAACGAAUGCCGAAAUCCACGACGCGCUGCCGCAGGAUUUGAAGAAAAAUUUCGAAAACGUCGUACGCAAUGCGGAUGCCGCAGCAGCGGCUUGUGGUGAAAAAACCGAAGCACUCGAUCCGAACGACAAAUCCGUGUUGGUCUAUUACGCAUCCCAGACGGUAACGCACAUGGGCUACCUCACGCAGGCGAUCGACGCCUUCCUGCAAACGGUAGAACACAACCAACCACCUCGGUUUUUCCUAGCCUACGGCAAAUUUGUGGUACUGAGCGCCCACAAUCUGGUCAACAUCGGUGACAUAGUCCACCGGAACGUUUCACGGGAAAACGUAAAAACGCGCGUUCUUCAGUGCGCCGAUGCUCUCUCGGAGGCCCUGAAGACAUGUGUGGCCAAAACGAAGAAAGCCGCUCAACAUUUCCCCAGCGUUACGGCCGUCCAGGAGAUGGUCGACUCCGUGGUGGACAUUUCCCAUUUGGCUAGAGAUCUCAAGAUUGCCAUGCUGGAAGCGGUGCAACAAUAGAGUGAUUACCACUCACCGCAUGGGCACAUUUAAAUAUCCUAUGACAGUUCAAGAACGAAAAAGCAAACAACUAGUCACCGUCACCAGCCUGGCAGCAAAACCAACCAGUUGAUGAACAAUCAAUGAAGAAGAAAAAAUCAUAAUGCACAAAACCUGAAAGGGGAGUGGUCCAACAAUUUCCAUGCAUGCCAAAAAUUAUAGGAAAAAAAGGAAGUGAAUUUUGUUUCAGUUGGAAAACUGUCCACCACACAUAUGUACUGUCACUUAAUCACCCGCAGUCAGCAUAUUAAGCACACGUGGCAUACUUUUUGCGGUUUUUGUAACUUAUUGAGUAUUAUCCACUUUAUGAAUGUCUAUUUGAAGCAAGAAAAAGAAGAAGAAAAAGAAUGCUACAAGUAAUUUUUGACUGUCUUACUGUUAGUUUUAUGUAACGUUUUUAAAACUACUUAACGAAAACUGGUGAAAUCCAAUCAAUUUGCUGCUAACAAAUAAUCGAUUAAUGUUUUAUUUUUUUGUACAUAAAUUCAGUUUUUUUUUCUUUUUAUAUUUUAAGGCGAAUCCAUACACUUAAAACGUAAGAUACUUAGGAAACCCAAAAGCGCACACCAAAUUGCAACCUACAACGUUUUUUAUUUUUGUUCGGAAAAAACAAGCUUGUUCCGAAGUAAAAAUUCAUGCUUGCUAGUGCGGUAGCUAAUAGCUACCGGCAUGGCUCAGUCAUUCACAAAUGCAAUAACGGGAAUUCAGGAGGUGUGUUUACUAUUCCUCCUCCGAAGAAUAUGUAUAGUGCUAGGUUUAACAUAUUACUGCUACUGCAACCACAACUACAGGCGUAAGAUGUUUUUUGCCCACAUGGGAUACUUACGAAGGCACCAUCGCCGUAAGCAUGUUGAUUUGAAAGUAGCAUUGAUGAUGGUACUACUACUGCUACUACUACUAGCGCUGUAAGUCGGUGUAGUCGUAUGAUUGUAGUUUAUAAUCUCUAUGGGCUAAAGUAAUUAUACACGAAAUGAGAAUAAAAGGUUUACAUUAAGAAAAAAAAUUACAGCAAACAAGCAUACUGUAGCCACAACCCCAUCU
Messenger RNA from Sabethes cyaneus, 4599 nucleotides. It is a transcript of the gene p130CAS, whose product is annotated as breast cancer anti-estrogen resistance protein 1. Gene Ontology annotation, biological process: cell migration; cell surface receptor protein tyrosine kinase signaling pathway. Gene Ontology annotation, molecular function: protein binding. NCBI's taxonomy places the organism in Eukaryota, Metazoa, Arthropoda, Insecta, Diptera, Culicidae. The coding region runs from base 1156 to 3519 and encodes 787 amino acids. Gene Ontology annotation, cellular component: plasma membrane; cytoplasm. The transcript has 6 exons. The record is from RefSeq and is a predicted model, not a curated record.